Aphanomyces astaci is the source of this 549-nucleotide messenger RNA. RefSeq lists its product as hypothetical. NCBI's taxonomy places the organism in Eukaryota, Oomycota, Saprolegniomycetes, Saprolegniales, Verrucalvaceae. Gene Ontology annotation, molecular function: sequence-specific DNA binding; DNA-binding transcription factor activity. Bases 1 to 549 code for a protein of 182 amino acids. The record is from RefSeq and is a predicted model, not a curated record. Gene Ontology annotation, biological process: regulation of DNA-templated transcription. The transcript has a single exon.
AUGGACUCAUCCAAGCCCGCUCUCUUCCUGCGCAAGACAUGGGCCAUGCUCGAAGCGUGUCCGCCCCACGUUGCUGCGUGGACGAAUGGCGGCGCGUCGUUCGUGAUCAAGCUGCCCAAGGAAUUUGCAGCUACGAUGUUGCCCAAGUACUUCAAGCACAGAAACUUUCACAGCUUUGUGCGGCAGCUCAACUUUUACGGGUUCCGCAAGGCCAAGACAGACGUGUUGGUCGUGGCGUUGCUUGCAAAUGAAGUCAAAACUUCAAGCUCAUGGGAGUUUCAUCACAACUUGUUUCACCAAUUCCGUCCCCACCUCAUGGCAGCCAUCACGCGCAAGACCAAGAAGACACCACACGACGAUACUACUCGAAACAUUUCAACCUACGACCAGACCAAACACGAGCUGAGGGCGGAAGUGGGAAGUAUCCGAGCGCAGCUGGCAACUCUGACCGACCAAGUGGCGUACUUAACGCGGCUCAUGGACGAACAGCAGCAUCAACAUACAUCCGACCAUUACACGUAUCCUUGUUAUGACACCCAAUUAAGAUAG